CGGUGUUGGUUGGUGUUGACUGUUGGUCAUGAAAAAGUUAGUUCGCUGAACGAUCGCACGACUUUACAAACUUUAAUGAAUAAGUUAGUGAAAUAAAAACAUUCUUAGAAGACCCAAUGAAACUUCCAGUAUAACAGAAUCAAUACAGAAUAAAUUAGAAUGGAACCGUCAUGUUCACAUUCUAAGUGCGACGUGUUUGAGAGAAGCAAAGUGUCAUAUGAAAACAAUGUAGAAAAUAAGACUGGUAGAUCCAACAGUUUAGGUGAAAAUUCAAGCAGCAUAUGUGAUGUUAGGCAAAAAAUUGAUGAUUUAGAACGCGAGGACUUCGAAGAGGAGAACAGAAUGUUGAAGCACUGUUCUAGUAUGAUAGUAGAUGAUGAAAUAGAAGGCUCAUCACGUUACUCAGGAAAUCUAUCCAGUGCCAACUCGAGUCUAACAUCCAGUUCAGAAACCAUAUCAACCUUAUCUAAUAUGAUGGCCAAUGACUUCAGCUUGCCCGGCUGCAGCAAAAGUGAAGACUGUGAGGGCAGCGAUGCCACUAUAAAGAGUAUGAUACACUCACGGACACCACACUACGAAGAACCGAAGACACCAAAGAAGGUUGAUUUUAUGCAAAAGUUAUUAAGCAGUAAUAUAGAAGAGAAGAAGGACUUUCCUAAAGGCAAGCUUUACAAGGGAGAUUUGUUAGAGACCUCCGGGGACACUGACAUGUGUGAUGGUAUAAGUGGAUCAACAAGUCGGUCUAGCUCCAACGCCUCAAGCACAAGUUGUGACAGCAAAGAGUUUACAGUUCCUUCUACAUCUAACGCCGAGAAGUUAUUGGGUUUGGACGACAGUAGUAAGAGAAACGGCAGUGGAAGCUCUAAAUCUUCGAGCUACCAGUACUGCGAUGGUGAGGAAGAUUCCGACUCCGACAUUCCCGAGGAAUCGUGGUGCACGUGCCUGUCAUCUCACGAGGACGAUGAUGAUGAUGACGAGCCGGAACAUGAUGAAAGGCUAUGGAGAAAAAGAAGAUACGAGCCCCCACCGCCGCAGUCCGCAAAGAAGUUCUGCCCAGACGGUAGCGUUAUGACAAGUUCGGGGUCCGAAUGGUCCGCCAUCCACUCAAGCAUCUCGCUACAAAACGCUAACCUUCAGGGACCUCCUGAUAUGAAGCAAUGGCUACAAAGGUUCCUCCAGUGGUCCAAUGGUGAGAAGACUCAAGUGAUAGAUGCUUUCAUUAACCUUUGCUCACCGAGUCACGUUCGCUACAUGAUGAAGUCAAUCGAGCCGCUGUUCCAAAGGGAUUUCAUCUCUCUACUGCCCAAGGAAUUGGCACUUACCGUGCUAGGAUAUUUGCAGCCUAAAGAUCUCCUCCGCGCCGCACAGACUUGCCGUUAUUGGAGGUUCCUUGCAGAUGACAAUCUCCUUUGGAAAGAGCAGUGUCGUCGCGUUGGCCUAACAACUCUCAAGAAGAUGCCCAGAUCGUUUCCACGUUAUGAGAGUCCCUGGAAGACAGCCUUUAUGCGUCAGUCCAUGAUCCAAGAAAACUGGCUCCACAAGCCAGUGGUCACCCCGAUAGUGAUGCGAGGUCACGAUGAGCACGUCAUUACUUGCUUGCAGUUUUAUGGCAACCGCAUACUCAGCGGCAGUGAUGACACCACGCUUAAAGUCUGGUCGGCCAUUAAUGGGAAGUGUCUUCGCACGCUCGUCGGUCAUUCUGGAGGUGUUUGGUCGUCCCAAAUGGUGGGCGAUCUGGUCAUCAGCGGUUCCACGGACCGAACCCUUCGUGUCUGGAGCGCUAAGACAGGUCACUGCUUGAAGGUUCUUGCCGGGCACACAUCCACCGUGCGCUGCAUGCAUCUUCAUCAGAACAAGGUGGUAUCAGGGUCGCGCGAUGCAACGCUACGCGUAUGGUCGAUCCCGGACGGUCGUUGUCUGCGCGUACUGGUCGGCCACUUAGCGGCGGUACGCUGCGUGCAGUACGACGGCAAAGUCGUAGUUUCCGGCGCGUACGAUUACUUCGUCAAGGUGUGGAAUCCGGAGACCGGGGAAUGCCUGCAUACGCUUGCUGGACACACAAAUAGGGUCUAUAGCUUACAAUUCGAUGGCGUCCACGUAGUGAGCGGUUCUCUAGACACCUCAAUUCGCGUUUGGGACGUUGAAUCCGGUCAACUGAAGCACACGUUGACCGGCCACCAGUCGCUAACGUCUGGUAUGGAGUUGCACUCAAAUAUACUGGUGUCUGGCAAUGCGGAUUCCACUGUCAAAGUGUGGGACAUCACUACUGGGCACUGUCUGCAUACUUUGUCUGGCGUGAACAAGCACCAGUCGGCUGUGACCUGCCUCCAAUCCAGCAAUCGCUUCGUGAUCACCUCCUCCGACGACGGCACCGUGAAGCUAUGGGACGUCCAGACAGGUGAAUUCAUACGUAACCUCGUGGAACUGGGCUCGGGGGGCUCCGGCGGCGUCGUGUGGCGCAUCCGGGCCUCCGCCACCAAGCUGAUCUGCGCCGUCGGCUCCCGGAACGGCACUGAGGAAACCAAACUGCUCGUAUUGGACUUCGACGUGCCCGGCGCUUGUAGGAAAUGCGACGAAUAGCAUCGACUUAACCGGCGCAUAGUGCGUCGAUACGCUAACAUGUACGCACCGUGGAGCUGCUAAACGCAUUUACGACCGCCGCUAUCUGACGACUAUGAAGUCCACGCGACAAACGUUCGUUUUUCAAACUCGGAUAGUAAUUUGACGUUUCAAAUUUUGAAUGUUAAAAUCUCAUAAAUAGUGAUGUGCCGCAGUUAUGUUAAAUAUAGUUUUUGAAUGUAUCUUUUGCUAAACUUUUUUUACCGUUCACACCUAGUGGAAGGGCAGUGUGUGAAAAACCAUGAUACAUUUUACUAUCCCUUGUUAAUUGUAACUAUUUUUAAUUUAAAAUUUAUUUUAUAGAAUAAAAUCUCAUAAAAAUGGAAAAUAUAGUAACGUAACUUGGUCUUGUUUUGUUUAUUUUAUGGUUUAAUUAUUAAAUUGAUUUGAGACAUCACUUGGACUAAGCAGACAAUAAACAGAUACAAACAUAUUUUUAGAGAUUGACAUUUGCAACUGUCAGAUUACUAUCUGGAAUUAAAAAAACUUAACUUGACGUAUUGCCGACGAGAUCAUCUAGUUCAUUUUUUUUACCUGUCUUAUAAUGUAAACAAUUUUUGACAUGGUCAGUGUUUAAUGUAUGCUUUAACAAUAUUAAUUACAAAAAAAACAAUGUGAUCAGCUCUAUGAAUGUAUGUAACAUUUGUUAUGCAUUUUAUAAUUACAUUUUUUUGUAAACAUACUAUACACUAAUGUAAUGACUAGGUUGUGUACAUUAUAGACAGUGAAGAAAAAUGGAGUUGUACGCAUCUACAGCAAAACUAUAAUAAUGCAAACACCAAACCCAAACACAAUUUACAAAUGUUGACAUUAAUUUGAUGUAUUUAAAUAUUGCAUUGACA
Molecule: messenger RNA, 3461 nt
Organism: Pararge aegeria (speckled wood butterfly)
Lineage: Eukaryota; Metazoa; Arthropoda; Insecta; Lepidoptera; Nymphalidae
Gene: ago
Product: F-box/WD repeat-containing protein 7
Exons: 11
Coding region: 160-2580 (806 amino acids)
Biological process (GO): ubiquitin recycling; proteasome-mediated ubiquitin-dependent protein catabolic process
Cellular component (GO): nucleus; cytoplasm
Molecular function (GO): ubiquitin binding
Source: RefSeq, a predicted model, not a curated record